Messenger RNA from Aspergillus campestris IBT 28561, 336 nucleotides. RefSeq lists its product as uncharacterized. The transcript has 2 exons. NCBI's taxonomy places the organism in Eukaryota, Fungi, Ascomycota, Eurotiomycetes, Eurotiales, Aspergillaceae. The record is from RefSeq and is a predicted model, not a curated record. Bases 1 to 336 code for a protein of 111 amino acids.
AUGGCUGAACCAGACGACGUUGAAGAAGAUCUUUUCGCAGACUUGUACGACGCCGAUGAGUCGACAAACCGGCCGCCACCGGCUGCCCCGGCCCCGGAGGUCAUCGAUACUUCGCACUCAGCGCCUUCAGCCCAACCAACUGGUAUCCCCGUAGCACAGACGAUCGAGGGUGGUCAUGACGAGUUUGAUCAAACUCAAAGUGCCUAUCAACCGUUUCACAGUGAAGGACAUAACCAGAACGGCUUCGCCAACGUGGAUUCCGGGCACACCGGGAAUGGAUCGCAUUUCCAUGGCGGGCCAGAGCCUCAAGGCACUGGUAUCAAAGAAGACGGGUAA